GGCGAUAGUGUUGGCUCAACUGCCUUUCCGUCCGGUUGUGGAAUAUAGAUUGCCUGUGGAUUGCGUUUCGCUUCGGCCGUGUCGUCACACGUCAAUAGAGAGACUAAAGGACCAAAGAAAUCCGGUUUUCUUCUAGUGUCUCGGAAUUUUUGUAUGCACGCGUCGUCCGGGCGCAUGUUUUUUUUUAAUACUUUUGGAUAGUAGUUUUAUCGUUUGAUGAAGACGCGUUUUUUACCGAAAUCAUUGGAUGACUAAUAACCGUGCCUCAUACAUAUAUAUCGAGGAUUAUCAUCACGUAAACCCGUCAAAUUCUAUGGAGUUUUCGCUGUGUAAUCGCGCUGAGACUGCAGUUAGUGUUGAGCUGUGCGGUCAACUCUCGAAGCAGCCGUGUAUUUCGCCGUCGUCGUUGCUCCGCCAUGUGAUGUAUUUAUAGAAAUUCUCGGUUCCUUCCCGGCAUGUGCUCUCUAGAGGUAUGGUAAAUCGCUGCUGAAGACGGCAUUCACAACGACGGCGACGACUGAGUGUAGUUUCGAUGCGUGAAGAGAAACGGGGAAGAAGCAGGAGAGGUUAUCGUUUGCACGGCCAAUUUUGUAUUCGGAACGCGCAUUUUGGGUCCCCUCAGUAGAAUCCCAUUUGUGGAGAGUCGUUGCGAGGAAGAAAGUAGUUUCAGAGGGGUCAGUUAGUGAUGAUGUAUUAAUCGGCAGACCGGACGCAGACGAGUUUGUGUGCGAGCGAUUUGUUGUGGCCAGUCAAACAGUGAGCUGUUCUCAGUGGAGGUCCCGAGACCGAGAGUUAUCGUUUGUAUCGCUUCGCAGAAGCGGGUGCAGCGGGUGUUUAGUUGUGUCUAGCAGACAAGUGGAAAAGUGCGAAAAUUUUCCUCGAGAGGAAGCAAGUUUUUCCGAAGUGAAAUUGCUGCAAGGCAUCAAUGGGUGCAGAAGAUUAAUUUUAGACCCGCGAAAAAGAGGGUGUGGAUACAAAGCGAAGUGUAUCAGCUGUGCUGAACGAAGUGUGGAAAGGAGUUCGCAGCGUAAUUUUUUGAGGCUAAUCAAGCGCAGAGCAAAUCCCUUUGAACCAAGGUCAUCAAUCAAACCGGCGGAGAAAAAAAAUCGUGAAAUCAUAACCACAAGAAACCCAUAAUGAAAGCAAUAACAACAACAACAACAACAACAAGUGCAUAGUGAACCUACGAAAUUAAGAGAAAAAAAACCAAUCAUUAUUGUUGAGCGCACCGUAUCUCGAGCCAGACCACCUCGUGCGAUCGAACGUGAAAAAUAAUUGAUUAAUUGAAGACCAAGACUACCAUCAGGGCGUGCUGCGGAGCUGCUCCCUCGUCCACCAUGUGACGCGGAUCGCUGCUGUGCUGUGUCUGUGAGCGUGCGCGCGAGUGAGUCGAAAGAAUUGCACUACUCCCCCCCGGCGAUCCGAAUUCGAAGCAUGACGUCGACGACAACGACCAGCAGCUCGAGUGUUUCAGUUUGCGCCAACACCAACCGUGACGCUUCAUCGUCUACAACAACAUCGCCUUCGGUUCCAUGCACCAGCGAUGAAGAAAGCACCACCGAAUACUCAAUCGAUUCGCUGUCAUUGAAAACGACGGCGGCCGCAACCUGCCGAUCCAGCGACGACGGCGUUGCUGAAGAUGGCUACAAUACUCUUUUCACCAGGAAACUGUCCUCGGUGGAUUUGCUCAACAGCACUCCAAUCGAUUCGUUGGAAACCAGCAGCUUCUACGAGUACAGCGGAGGUCUGCUGAGUCCUGCCGUCUCUCUGCCGCCGCCGUCCAUUUCCAGCCACCCGAGCGACUCGAGCUACGGAUUCCAUAAUACCUAUGCCGUGCUGGAGCGUCAGCUGGUGAGCAAAGCAUCCGCCGCUCGGCAACUUCGCGAGUUCCUACAGUACAACGACCUCAACAAAACGCCAGUAUUCUGCGAUGCGUCUCCGUUGGUGAUGGCCCGCGACCAUAGUGCAAAUUAUCUAAGUAGUAUUAGCGAGGAGAGCGAAUCGUUGUCCUCGCGGCGUACGUCGUCCACCACUCAGCACCCGGAUGAUGAGGAUGAGGAGAAACCGAGUUUCCUGGAGCUGGAACUGGAAGCGUCCAGUCGGUUGAGGAAGAUUCGGGAGCGUCUUGGGGGUAGUUUGUUGUCGAUUGAUGGAGCUACUGGUGGCGAGGAGAAAACGGUGGAAUCACCGCUGGCGGAAGCACUGUACGGAAUCAGUGCGGAGAGUUUAGCAAGGGCAGCUGCCGGUCGGGUACAUCCCAAUCCGGACGUAUUCCUGGCGGCGGGAGGUUCAGAGGACGAUAAGAGCAGUCAAUCCGGAGAGUAUCCGGAGUAUAUCUAUCACGUGGCCAAGGGCAACGAUGGCCGGAUGUACUUAAAGGUGGUGCGGAGCUUACUGCUGGAUAAAGUCCUAUGCGGUAAUCGCGUAAGCCAAAUGACCCGCGCGUACGAUGACAUCGAUGCCGUAACGCGUCUGCUAGAGGAGAAAGAGAAGGACCUGGAGCUGACGGUGCAGAUCGGGAAGGAACUGCUGACGCAGAAUACGAGCUUGGAGAACCGGGUAGCCGAGCUGGAACAGGAGCUGAAGAGCACGAACGAGAACCUAGCGCAGCUCGCCCACGAGCUGCACCAGAAGAACGAGCUGAUUGGGAUACUGACCAACGAUACGGACGACAGCAGUGAGAAUGUUACACCUACGACGUCCAAAUCGGUGAACCUGGACCUACUGCAGCGAAAGGUCAAAUCGCUCGAGGAUGAAAACAAGUCACUGCGCUGCGAAGCCGCCCAGCUAGUGCUGGAAACCGAUGAAUGCGAGGAGCAGGAGCGCAAACUGAUGGCCGACAUUGCGCAUCAGCUGAGCACGACCAACAACGAGUUUGAUGGACUGAAUUUCGAGCUUGAAAGACUGAAGGAAGAGAACCGGCUCCAGCAUGAGCAAAUCAUCAGCCUCACUGGUCGGCUGUCGGAGGCCGAAAUUCGGCUGCAUCAGCUUACCACGGAGAACGAGGAAGCGUCCUCGCUGCUCAGUAUUACCAAAGAGAAUCAGAACCUGCUGGCCGGUGAGCUGGCGGAGUUCAAGGCACGGUAUCAGGAGGUCCUAAAUCUGCUGCACGACACGCAGGAGCAGUUGCGACGCCAAAGAAAACGUUCCCAGCCGAUGGCGAGGAGUUCACUGAUACCAGGAUUGAGCGUUCCGGCGCAGGAUUCACUCCAGUCGGAGUUGAUGGAAACAUCGCUGUACUCGGAGAACAGUUUGGAUUCCGGUAUUGCUUCGGAACGGGGAGGACCGUCCCAUCUACCGUCGUACAAAAAGGUCUUCGAGACGGUACGUUCCGCCACGCGGGCCAAUACGACCGGUUUCGGCGAUGGGUUCUCCCAGCUGGGAUCGAUGACGAUGAGUUCGUCAUCGCAGCCGCGGAUGGCUCCGUAUGUAUUCCCCGGUUCCGGAACUACCACUACGCACUCGUACAAGAGUGGUUCCUCUAUCUACAGCACAAUGUACGAAAGUUCCCUGGGUGGUCGCUCGUUUUCGCGUGAAAGUCUAGUUUCCGAAUCGGAGGAUGGUUACCCAGGACCAGCACAAGCCGGCAUUCCCGGCGCUCCUGGUGCCAAAGACCUCGAGGCAGCUCUGAAACGACUGACGCCAGCCGAAGUGCUGGCCCGCAGAGCAAUGCUGCAGCAUGCACCGGCAGGAACCUAUAGCUACGACGACCAGCCGAGUGGAAUACCACUGGGAUGUCGUACGCCGGACAGCAUCAUGUCUACCGGAUCGUCCGGUCUGUCCGGUAUGUCUUCUAACCAGUGGCGCCUUCCGGAGAAGCUGCAGAUCGUCAAACCGAUCGAGGGAUCCCAAACUUUGCACCACUGGUCUCGCCUGGCAACUCCCACGCUCAGUGGAUUGCUGGAGGAACGUCCCGGCGUGACGAUCCGCGGUGGACGCGGACUGGAAGAUCUUGGCCUACAGACCUACUCCCUAUCGGAUGUAGAGGAAGACGCCGAAGAGCAUCCGGGCAAGCGCUUCCAAACGUUCGGUUGCACCUACACCUACACCAACAGUACCGUACUGCAUCCGGAUGACGGUACCACGGCGGUCACGUUUAGCCUUCCACCAUCGCAAAUGUCCUCGCAGAUGGCAUCCGAGUGUCCAUCGCGACAACCAUCGGCCCCAUCCACCCCACGAUCCGGCCUGUCGCGGAGGAACUCCUGUUCGACGUUCUCCGUCAAUCUGGGACUGGCUUCGAUGCUGAACGAGCGCGGAAUCAAGGCAGUGACGCCCAGCGCCCUGAACACCCCGGCCGGUCCCAACUUCUCGCCCACGGUUACGCCGUGCAACAGUCCCGAGGGCUCCCCAGCUCGCUCAGUGUCCCCAGAACCCCCGCUACUAUCCGGGCUGCUUUCCUCCGGUGCCGAUAUCCUGCGUAAGAAGUUUGCCGUCGCGUCUUCCUCGAGCGAAAAGGAACGGCCGUCUCGCUUGACGGCCCGCAACAUGCUUGCCCUGUCGCGCUUGGAGAAGAAGGCCCUCCGCUCGAUCAAGAUCAUGGAGAAGGUCGAGAGCAUGGGAGUGGACAACUUUAUGCACCACACCGGCCAUGGAAUCAGCCCACUGGCAUUGCACAGUUCCUCGGCACUGUACACGUCGACGGGUCGGGGUCGCACGUCGAGCCCGAUGGCACAGCUGACCAGCCUGAAGCACCUGCAGGAUGGACGCAUGAAGCACCAAAAACACCAGGAUGGACUGUUGAUCGACAAGGAAACUAUCAAGGCAGUUCUCAGCAAGGGAUUGUCGCACGAUAGCCUAAAGAAUAUAUCUUCCGGAUCGAGUGACGCUUCCGGAUCGUCGUCUUCGGUAGCUUCCGGAGCAUACGCCGAUAGCGACAGUGGGAAUUCUUCGGUGAGCGGAGCGAAACCAGCUGCCUCCGCUCGGAAGGUGGCCGACAAGUCGGAAGCUACGCCUUCCGCGGCAACGGCCGCCCGUCUAAAGCAGAUGCAACGACAAAAGAGCCGACGGAAUCUGCUCAACGGCACUAACGGGUCGCAGCGGCCCGACCUGGGUACGGUGCAUGGAUCCGGUAGGCCCGCCGGCAUGCGGCCCGAUCUCGGUACGGUAGGUGGUAGUGGUAGCAAUAAGUCUAAGAGCAAUAGCAACAAGAACGAGACGGCCGCUCCGGCACCGGUUCCGGAGCCGAGCCGCUCGCUAGGACAGAGUGUGUACGGUACGAUCAGUUCGCUACUGUUUGGACGCAAGGGAGGACUCCUGUAAGAGAGCAUCGAAGUUUAUGGUUUUUGUGGUGGAAAGCGUGUUUUAAAAAUUAUUCUCAUUUUUACGGCGCUAGAAAAAAAAAUGUCAUUCGAUCUGUCCAUCCAUUAUUAUUUUUUUCCGCACGCACAACUUUCUGUAAUAAUGACACAUUUACGAGGUAGUAAAUGAACGAUUAAUUUCUUCAAAACUUUUUUUUUUCAAACCAUAUGAAAGUUGUCAAUUUUUCUAACCUCACUUUUUCCUUCGGAGUUUGUUUGGAUAUCAAAAGUGAGGUUAGGUUGUAACCAACUCAAAUCGCUCAUUCUCCGGAUGGUAUGUCUUCUUGAUGCUCCCGGACUGCCGAAUCAACCAAAAUCAGUAUCAUCGACUAACGAAAUAGUAGAAAGGAAGUAGCAUUACAAUUUUUUUUACAUAAGUCGUAGGAACAAAUUUAGAAUUUAGUCGAGGGAAUUAUUCGUUUUUUUAUUCUAGCAAAAUACACAUAAGUGGUGCGCACAGACAAAUACAGACACAAACACACGUACACAUUCCAGUGGCACACGGUCAUUUCUUUUUUCUUUUCUUAGAUAAGGGUAGGUUUAUUCUCCCCUACUGAAAUUUUUGCGGUGACUCUCUCUCUCUCUGGCUACUUCAAUUAAUCAUUUUAGUUGCAUUUCCGCUUAGCUGCCGAUUAUCUUUUUUUUUACAACGAAAAUUUCUUGCCACCGCGUCUCACUACCAAACAAUGCAUUUCCGAGAUUGAGCGAUUUGUGGGUUACAUUUUAUGCAUGAGUCAUUCGAUAUUUUCCCUGCAAUUAUGUUGGUAAACGAUCAUCUUUCGAUAAGAAAAAUCAUCUUAAAAGUAGCAACCGAACAAUAGUCUUUUCAUAAUUUCCAAAUUUCAUUCAUUAACAAUAAUCAGAUCCCUAAAUUUAGGUACCUAUAAACAACACGGAAAAGUAAAAAAAAAAGCAAAACCUUGUUGUCCAAAAUCCUUUUCCUCAAUAUGGAUAUUUUAAAAGUCACUUCUUCACAGGUGUCACAGUUCCGUCUAUUCUGCGUGGCCAGUGACUCUCUAGUGGUGUGACAAAAGUUGCUAAUCAAAAGUGGAUAUUCACGUUACACGACGUAACAUUUGCCACCACAUUAGUGACACAGAGUCACUCGACUCGCAGAAUAGGGGAAAUCGUAUUAAAUAGAGCUGUUAAUCCAGAACAAUAGUUAAGGUUAUGUACAUGGUUUCUAUUGUGUCAGAAGUGCUCUUGCCAUCCCUAUUCUUACUUGACAGCAAGAGAAGGGAUGACACAAAAUAUUAUAAUGCAAAACGGCAUUUGGUGUAGGGCCACUAGGCCGAAAGUCAUUAGGCCGAAUGGGUCAUAGGACAAAUAAGAAUCGUUUUAAUAGUACUCAAACUUCUUACAAACUCAAUCGUUCAAGCUCAAAAUGGUACCUAUGGUACCUAUAUUUGAUCCACCAGCAGACAAAAUUCCAGCAAUUUUGAUACACAUACUCGGAGAGGCAAAAAAUACGGUGAUUACUUUAUUAUUGCCAGUACUGUAAGGGUUAAGAAUUGUUUUAAGGGGCUUGAGGAUUGGAAAAAUAUGAGAUCUCGCCAGUAGGAACAGCUGAGGAAUUGUUGUUCUAUGAUUUUUCAUAGCAUAUUUCUCCUUCUUUGAAACAUAAGCAGUUCUCUCGAGAAUCUAAAUUUUCAUAUGAAAACAUUUCAAGUACAAGGUUUUUCAUAGCAGAUUUUUCCUUCAUUGAAACAUGAGCAUUUAUUUCGAGGCAUAUUGUAUCAAUAAUGUUUGAUCUAUGCAUCCAAUGGUCUAUGGUCUAUGAUGUAGCUGCUCAUUCUUUUCAUAAACCAGAUUAAAGGUGAAUCACUUUCAAACUUUCGGCCUUGUGACCCAUCACCCGCCAUUUAUGUAUUUGUGUCAAAUGGGCAUUAUGCUAAACUUCCUUUGCUUUGAACUCCUUGCAUAGAUCAGGACACUUUCGUUUCGACUUCCCCCGUUAUUUCGACAGUGAGUAUGCAUAAGGGCCUAACUGCGAUGGUCGAUUCUCUUCAUCGGUUUUCGCUUUAAAUUGCUACAGCUAAGGGAAGCAAUAACAAACGCACAGAGAAAAGUUAAUCCAAGCGAGUUAAUAACAAAAGAGAAAAUCGACGAAGAGAAUCGAUCAUCGCAGGUACACCAUAAUACAUGCUCACUGUCGAUUUCUCCUUCUGGUCGAAGUUGAUGGUGAAUGCCUUCCUUCCUAUGGCCGUUCAGGUUACGAUUGCAAAUCAAGUCCGUCUUCCACCAGGUUCAUGAAGCCGACUUGCGAUCACAACUUAAUGGAAUAACAUGCUGCUAUCAAUCACCUGGCUGGUUCCCUCGCCGGAUUGGAAAUCAACCCAAACAAUGGCAGAAGUCCAAUGUAACAUUGAUCGAUUUUCUCUUUGAAUCACUACGGCCGUGUUUACAAAUUUCCGGCUAAUUUCGACACACAGAGAAGCUAUUAUACAGCAUCUGAUAUGACAAGUACGGCAGGAAACGUAUUUGUACCUGAGUUAUUAAUUGAAGAGAAUCGAUAAAUCUAGAUGAACAUUUCAGAAAGUUCUAUUUGCACUGAUUGAUUCUCUUCGUCAACUUUUCUCAUUCGUUAAUAACUCAACUGCAACCACAUUCCCUGUUGUGUUUAGCGUUUUGGACGCUAGAGAAGAACCUUCUUUAUCAAACUAGGGUAACGAUGCUCUGAAACUCUCAAGCAAAAAAAUGGACGCCCAGGACUUUAUUAACCCUUUGACGAUCAUAGGUUAAAGGUAUUGUCGAAGCACAAUCUUUAAAAUCUUCUACAGGUUUUUACAGUACUGUAUUACUGUAAAAAAAUCGAAAAAUAGUCUUACUUAAGUGUAAGAUACAAAGGGAAAAUCGAUGAGAAGAGCUCAUUAAAACUUGGAACCCUACGCGAACCUAAAGGAGGAACUUACUUAUUGCUUAUUACUGUUCAAAAACAAACCAUUGUUAACAAUUUCACAUCUAUGAUAACAGCUACUUGUUGAUAAUACCAGCAAAAAUAUGAUUCGUAUCGACCAGUUUCAAGCCAGUCAACUUGAAAAUUCUGGGAUCACAUCUUGAUAUUUGCUGUGUAUCAGCAUUACUGGAAUCCACCAUUAUAUUCGGCAUUAGAUGUAAAUGAAAUGUUUUGUUGUAACUUUUAUACAACUAUGUAUUGAGUUUUUUAGAAGUUGCAAUAGCGUUUCAUAGCAGCUUUAGUCGGUCGUAUUUCUUAGUUUCCUACGUAAGCCUCUAUCCAGAAGCAUCACAAGCAAUGCCGAAGUGACUUUUAAAAAUGCAAUCCAUCAUGUUACACUGAAAAAAGUUUUCACUUUGUACUUCACUACUUUAUUUGAAUUCCACAUCAUAUUCAUGUCAUAAGAUAAUAAAUCUUUUGCCUGUAACCAAACCUGUUAACAAACCCAUUUCAUCCCUUCUGAAAAAAAUCACCCCAUCACGAUCGCAUCGCUUUUCAAUGGAUCCGUUAAAAAGCAUGUCACACUGUAAGGUGGAUGUUAAUUGUCACCAGUUCCGGGCCUUUCCGUGAAAGACCCGUGUCAACGGUCAGCGUGACAAUUACAAGAGAAACUACUCCUCCAACCAAAAUUUUUUCCGUGUGCCGGUUUCCGAUUUAGCUCGCUCCCAGCAUAGUCAUAUCUUCAUCAUUACCGUUCGCGAGAAGCUUGUUCCUUAUUAUUAUUUAUCUUACUUUUCUUUCGCGAGAAAAUAGCUUUAAGAUACUCUAUUUUCCAACAACAAAAUUGUUAUAGUUAGGGUGUAGUACUACUUCGGCAUAUGGGACCCAUUUCCGGCAUACGCGUCAAAAAUUAAUGCAACAAAUUCUUUGCUCACAAGCUAAAUUACGCAGACUGAUUUAAGGGGGGUGUGCCUAGGUGAAGUGAGGCAUGUCGAAAUGGUGCCGCACCCUUUUCAAUUUAUUAUGCACUGGACGGAAACCGCUUUCUAUAAUUCAUUUCUAAUUGCGUUAAUUCAUCAUCGAAAUGUCUGAAUCAGUUGUGAAAAGUAGACUGCUUGAAACCGAGACUGUAGCUUUAAAUGAUUGUUUGCCUCAAUUGCCAAGUAUUUCUGACCGAUUGUCAAGUUUUCCAACUCGUCAAGAAAAGGUCAAGUGGCAUUCUAUGCCCACUUUGAUUUUGUUAUUUGUAAUAUAUUUGCCUCAUCAUCAUCCUCACCAUGUUGAAUAGAUUCAUUCCACGCCAAAUGCUAAAAAAGUGGUGCUCUUUGAAUUCUUUAUAAAAAGUUGUGGUACUAUUUUGUCCUCCCACCAUUCGGGUACACUGAUAAAUGGAUCGGAACGUAUACAAGCGAAGAGAGUGUCUUGAAACCGAAACGAUUAAUCGUCGGUAGAAAAAAAAACGUGUGUAAAUUACAUAAACAAAACAAAAAAUGGUUUAAAUGUACAUAGAAGAGAUACUAAAAUAUUAAAAGAAAGCAGAAAAAACAUCUAAAAAACACAAAAAAAAACUACGAAAAAGCGCAGUUGUAGAUAAUUAUUUAACUAGUUAAAUUUAACAUGAUACCUUAUAAAAUAGCAGAUGAAACAGUAAUAAAACAAACAAGUAGCGUAACGCAGCAGUAAGUAUUUAUUUUUAUACGAAACAACCAAACCGCGCCUAUAAGACAAGACACCGUGCCGAAGGCUAACUAGUUGCAACCUACGCUCCCACUUUGUUUGUAUUGAAGAAGCAAACACGAGCAAAGCUUCCUAAGUGCGCAAAAACCGCAAACUACUAUUACUUGUACUCAACUUUGUACCCUAACUAACACACUUACACUCACAAGGAGCCAAUAUUUUAUUGAAUACACGACACACACACACACACACACACACCAACCAUUCGUUGGUCGUGCUACUAAAUAGAGGCCAAGUAGUGUUUGUUUGUUUUAUUUGUAUUAGCCUAUUUCCUCCAACUUUACAAUAGUUGCACACACACACACACACACGUAAACUUAGUGACAGAACGCCCCAAAAACCUAAACAAAAUGAUAAACUAAAAAAUUACACGGAAAUAGAAACAGAGCAAAACUUGUUGCAUCACGGAAAAAAUUUAAAAAAAAAAACUACAACGCGAAAGGACAUACGUUACGUUACGUUGCGUUAGGUUAUGAUUGAGGUUAUGCAGAUGCAGACCGCGUGCACAAAACAAUAGUAAACAGCACCAAGACGAGGGUUACGUGAAUCGUUUUCGAACGAACUAAAAUUUACUUAGCGGAAACAGAAUAUCUGUGAAGGAUAGAUUGAUUACCACCAGCUGGAUCGGAAAUAUCCGAGCGUGGUAAACGAUAGUGUUGGUUGAUAACUGUAUUACUAGGAUGUUAAAAUGAUGAAUGCCAGAAAUAUUUUUUUCUGCAGGAAGAAUUAUGAAGAGAAACAAUAAAAUUUAUUAUUGAA
Molecule: messenger RNA, 10689 nt
Organism: Ochlerotatus camptorhynchus
Lineage: Eukaryota; Metazoa; Arthropoda; Insecta; Diptera; Culicidae
Gene: milt
Product: trafficking kinesin-binding protein milt
Exons: 6
Coding region: 1435-5259 (1274 amino acids)
Biological process (GO): mitochondrion distribution; vesicle transport along microtubule; protein targeting
Cellular component (GO): cytoplasmic vesicle; mitochondrion
Molecular function (GO): myosin binding
Source: RefSeq, a predicted model, not a curated record